This is a messenger RNA of Canis lupus familiaris (dog), 4765 nucleotides long. RefSeq names its product ring finger protein 125 (gene RNF125). NCBI's taxonomy places the organism in Eukaryota, Metazoa, Chordata, Mammalia, Carnivora, Canidae. The coding region runs from base 109 to 807 and encodes 232 amino acids. Gene Ontology annotation, biological process: protein polyubiquitination; ubiquitin-dependent protein catabolic process. The record is from RefSeq and is a predicted model, not a curated record. The transcript is spliced from 6 exons. Gene Ontology annotation, molecular function: ubiquitin protein ligase activity.
GCGGCGGUCGCCGCUGGGCCGGGACUUCCUUCCUCUGCCGCAGGACAGCAAAACAACCCGGCCGCGGGCGCGGAGCUGCCGGCCGCUGUCUGGGCGAGAGGCGCCGCGAUGGGCUCCGUGCUGAGCAGCGACAGCGCCAAAGCCGCCCCCGCCUCGGCCGCCCCCCGGGCCCUGGAGCGCAGCGGGGACCCCGAGCUGCCCGUCACGUCCUUCGACUGCUCCGUGUGCCUCGAGGUGCUGCACCAGCCCGUCCGGACCCGCUGCGGCCACGUAUUCUGUCGUUCCUGUAUCGCUACCAGUCUGAAGAACAAUAGGUGGACCUGUCCUUAUUGCCGGGCGUAUCUUCCCUCAGAAGGAGUUCCAGCCACUGAUGUAGCCAAGAGAAUGAAGUCAGAGUACCAGAACUGCACUGAGUGUGACACACUGGUUUGCCUCAGCGAAAUGAGGGCACACAUAAGAUCUUGUCAGAAGUAUAUAGAUAAAUACGGACCGCUGCAGGAACUUGGGGAGACGGCAACCAGGUGUGUAUGUCCGUUUUGUCAGAGGGAAUUGGAUGAAGACAGUUUGCUGGAUCACUGUAUCACUCAUCACAGAUCAGAAAGGAGAUCUGUGUUCUGUCCACUUUGCCGUUUACUACCUAAUGAGAAUCCAGGCAGCUUUAGUGGCAGUUUAAUAAGACAUUUGCAAGUCAACCACACUUUGUUUUAUGAUGAUUUCAUAGAUUUUAAUAUAAUUGAGGAAGCUCUUAUCCGAAGGGUCUUAGACCGGUCACUUCUGGAAUAUGUGAAUCACUCAAACACCACAUAAUUUUAUUAAAAGGAAAGGGAAGGAGACCGUACAGUUGCACCAUGUGUUCAGAUGCUGCUUGAACAAUUGGAGGGAAAUCGUCAAUGUUCAGUGGGCAAAAAUGUACAACACAGUUAUAUGUUUGUCCAUGUUUAUCAUUAUAUUGCAUUUUAAGACUGCUUUCAUUUUGAUGGCUUAAAUCUGUUUUACAUUCUUGAGUUUUUUAGACACUUAACAACAAAAAAUAGCCUCUAUCAGCCAUUAAUAUGUGGAAGAGAACAUAAGGCAGGAUAUGUGGGUGAAGGAUCUUUUUUUGCAAAUUGGAUGAUACUGUGUGUAAUGCUAUAUAUUAGUAACUACUGUCAUGAUUGGGCAAGAUAACUAAUCUUUGUUCUAUAUAAAAAGAUGGAGAGUGAAACAAAGUACAGAUAUUCGGUUCUAGUGCUUAUCUAAUCUCUAAUAAAAUAAUAUGAGUAGCCUUGUAUUGGAGUAGGAGAGGAAAAUUUUGCAGGUCAACAAAGUCCACUUAACCAAAUUAUAAAACAUAAUACUGUAACAAAAUAAAUUUUGUGUUAGGAAUGUAUACUUAAUUCUUUGACUUUUUGUAACUAUGCACAAUAAGAAUUUAAUAUUAUAUUUUUCAAAUAUUUGUAGCUUAUCAUUUAGAAAUAUUUCUAUAAUAUAGGCAAUUUCUUAAGAACCUUCAGCUGAUAUUUAUAGUAGAAGUGUUCACAUCUAUAAUUUUUAGUGGAAAACCCUAAGGGCUUUGAUUUUUUUUUUUUUACUUUUAUUCUUUAGAAAAAACGUAAAAUAUAAAUACUUUAAACCAAACAAAAUGUAGCUUUUUACAUCAUUCUAAGGAAACACUGUUUUAGAAUUCUGCCAGCCAUUCUGUCUUGUGUGUCCAGUUGCAGUUAUCAACCAUCUUCUCAAACUCCACAGAAGUAACCACUACAGUGAUAGCCAUUGUCACUUCCUUGCAUUUCUUUAUUAUUACCCAAGUGUGUAUCUCUACACACUAUAUUUCAAUCUUAUCCAUUUAAAAUUGUUUUAUUGGCUAUAUCUUUUACAUCUUUUUAAUCCAUAAGUUCUCCUUUUCUUUUCCUUGGAGUUUCCUGAAGAACUUGAUCUUAUGACCUAUAGAGUUUCCCACAAUCUGUAUUUUGCUGAUUGCAUACUCAUGGUACAACUCAGCAUGUUCCUCUUUCCUCUGGAUAUUGACACAUGGAUCCAGAUGUUUGAAUACACUCAGGUUCAAUCCUGUUUGGCAAGACUAUAGGUCAUGGUGUGUUCUUUCAUCAGAGGGUACACUGUGUCUGGUUCUCUCUUUUUGUGAUGUCAGCUGAAAUUGAUACUUAUUGUCUGGAUCCAUUGAUUUAUUGUGAGUUGGAGGAUAUUCUAUCAUUUCUCUUUCAUUUACUAGCUGGAACAUUUUUAUAAAGAAAUGUUUCCUCACAUCUACUACUUGGUUAACCAGUGGUUAAGUUUGUAUAGGAAAAAAAAGUUUGUAUAGGAAAGGGAAAGUAAUUAUUUGUAUUUUCCCUUCAUUUACUGAUUUUCAAGAUAAUAAACUUGAUUCCUGUUACCUGCCAGAGAUCACUUCUUUUUUCAGUGUUACGAACUCAUGGACUCAAACGUAUUUGAUAGGCUUCAACCAAUUCAAAUAUUACCUUAUUGGAGUUCAAAUUGUCCCAUCUUUGGCCAUUGGGAGCCUCAUCAAGUUUUCUCUGAAUCAUUUUGACACUACAUGAGCUGUCUUUAUUAGCUUCCUUGCUAUCUUGGAAGACAAGAUAUUCCAGGCUCAACUUAGAAGCUUCAUGCCCCAGACCUAGAAUGAGCCAUUUCUCUAGGAAGCCUGGUUACUUUCAGUGAGAAAUGGUAUUUCAAAACCAUAAUUAAGGUUCAAAGAAUGCUCAUUGCUAUUGGAUUGGCCAUUGAUUCUAGGAGAAAGCUAGGAAAUCCCUAUUUUUUCUAAGAUAAAACACUUUGUGAGUUUAUUGUGAAACUUCCAAAUUAAAUUGAGUACUAGCUUUUACUUAAUCCUUUCUACUACUUAAUCCUUUCUACUACUACUACUAUUUCCUUUUUCUAUACUGAAAAUCCUGGUUUUCAAGGACAUGGGGGCAUGAUAGAGUUAGAAUAUCCCACAGUUAUUCAUUUCCUUUAUUUACCUUACACAUGCAGCAGCCUCAGAAUAACAAUGCUAAUACAACCACCACCAGUAUGAUAACUGAAACAAUUAAAACCUUUUCAGUUGCUCUUCCCAUUUUCUAUUUUUAAAAGUCAUACUUUGGCAGCAUUUGCAGAACAUAUUGGUGUAACAUAUUAUACUCUCUCCCUUCUAUUCUCCAUUUAGUCUUAUUUCUUCAAAUAACUGUAUUCAGUGCUUGCCACUAGUAGUUAUCUGAUGGUCCUAUUUUUCAUAUCUGGCUCUUCAAUGACGAAUCCAGGAUGUAGAAUGACGUCUCUGUAUUGUAAAGCAAGCAAAGGAAGCUAUGAAGAGUAGUGAUAACAAUUGAGGAUAAACUAUUUGGCUGUAGGUAGCUUUCUAAUUGUCAUCAUUUAUAAACUUUGUUCCUUACACAUAAACAUAGUCAUAAUCAUGGUGCCCCCAAUUUUUUUUUAUAAUAAAUUGUCCAUUCCUUCUUUAAAGGCUUGCUUACUAUUCUGCUAUCUACUGUGAGGUAAUUAGAAAAAUGUAAAAACCAGCCAAAAUCUAGAGGGCCUAUUCCCUCCCUUUUAGAUAUAGGCUUCAAGCUUGCUUUUCAUGGCUGCAGACAAGUAAGAACAGAUUUUUAGUUUCACAAGCUCUUGUCCUGCAAUUUGGAUAGAUCAUCCGAUAAAGCAAAACCCGCUGGACAACAAAUGUAAAAAGAGAGGAAUUUUUCAGAGAUAAUCAGGCUGAAAAUCUAGUCCCUAAAAAAUAAAACAAUAUAUUUCUGAGCAUUAGUACCGACGGUCCAAAAAAUCAAUCUUCUGUCCAGAAAAUAAAUCUUUGUUAGUUCAGAGCAACAUAAAAAGCAUCUUUAAAUCUGUAAAACUUGAACCUGAAAAAACUUCAAAAUCUUAAAACCUAGAUUUUAAGAAAGGCUUUAAAAAGUCAUCUACCACCAUUAACUUCAGUGCAGCAAUUAUACAGCCUGUUCCUGGGUUCCUCUUAGGAUAAUUUUGCCACCUACAGGACAAAUGAGGUGCUGGCCACCUGAAUUAGUUGGCUUUCUGAAUUAUUUUGAGUUCUUAAAUGCUGAAGUGCAAAUAUUCGUUGUUUCACUGUGCCUUUAACCUUUUAUAAAAAGGAAUUUAUAAUUAAUUGUUUUAAAAAAUGAAAAUAAUUAAUCAAACCAUCAUACUGUACACCUUAAACCUUAUAUACUGAUCUAUGUCAAUUAUUUCUUAAUAAAAUGGGGGGAGGGGGAGAAGGAUGAAAACCAAUAUUUGAAGCUGUUGACUACUAACAAAAAAGUUUCAUUCACUUUCUUUAUAGCGCCUCCAGAGGCAUUUUUUCCAAGGCCUUAUAAGGAAAAAAAACUGAUCGACACGUUAUUCUUUAAACAACUAACAUCUUCUAACCCAGCAAAAAGCUAUGGAGAUUUUCCUUCAUAUACUUUUUCACCCAAGUUUCUAAAACGUAGGUUGAAAAAUUGGAUUAUGAAUCUGUGAUGAACAGAGCUUCAGAUCAGAACUCCUAAGAGAUCCUGUCUCCAGUGAUGUUGCUUCAUUUCUUUUACUGGUGCUAGGUAUCUUUCAUUUUGAAGUGAGCUUACUCCAGUUAUUGCAAGUUUAUGAUAUUAUCAUUUGUAUCUUUAAACACUGAAGUUGUUUUAAAAAGUCACUAAGAGAUUUGUUCUUUUAUUAUUCAAUUGCAACAACAAAUCUGUAUGAUGAUUAGAAUUUUAAAUGUACAAUUCUUUUCCUUCUGUAAAUAUGUAUUAUUGUUAGAAAUAAAGAAUGGCAGGACCAUUGCUUUCAUUAAAAUGUC